AUGUACAUUGCAUACACAUCGAAAGACACAUUUGAUCCAGAAAGCAUACGUGGGAAGCGAGUGAUUGUGACUGGUGCAAGUACCGGUAUUGGUGAACAAGUUGCCUACCAAUAUGCAAAACUGGGAGCCAAUAUAUUAAUCACUGCUCGGAGAGAGACCCUACUCAAACAGGUUGUAAAGAAAUGUUUAGACUUGGGUGCUCAAUCCGCACAUUACAUUUCUUUGGACAUGCAAGUCAUUAACGAGACCGGUAAAUUGAUAACUGAAGCUGAGAAGACACUUGGUGGACUGGAUUAUCUCGUUUUAAACCACGCCCUCUACUACUGGGAAUUAUGGGAUGGCGAUAUCGAGAGACUUCAGGCACUAAUGAAUAUCAACUUUGUUUCCUAUGUGAAUCUAGCAACCAAAGCACUACCCAUGCUGUCUAAGUCUAAUGGUAGCAUUGUUGUAGUAUCAUCGGGUGCAGGUCUUACUAGUCUACCAUUGGCUCUGACGUACUGUGCUACCAAACAUGCAAUUGGUGGAUUCUUUGAAGGAUUUCGACUUGAACUAGAGUACACAAAGAAAAAUGUUGCUGUUACUAUUUUUAUCCCGGGAGUCAUUGCCACCGAACAUGCAUUCGAUGUUGGUGAACAGCUUGAAGUAGAUACUUACGCAAUGGGAUUGUUUUGUAUGCCUGCUGCUAUUUCAUACUGUGCCUCAAAACAUGCUCUGAAUGGUUUCUUCGAAGGCCUCAGACUUGAACUUAACUAUAUGGAAAUUGAUGUACAUGUAACGCUGCUCUUAAUUGGUGCCGUAGCCACCGAUCAUGCAAUCGAUAUUUUAAAAAGUGGUCAGUCUGCUAGUGACGACUUCAUGGCGAUUUAUGGUGAUCCAGCUGUAGCAGCGUCAGUCAUUAUGACAACUUCAUGCCGUAAACAGACAUCCGCUUACUACCCAUGGGCAAUUGUUAGAACCCCUGAAAUUAUGCAUACUAUAUCACGUGAUCUAUUUGAUUUUGUGUCUUCAAAGUGGAUGUUUCCAGAACUGAGAAGUAUAUUGCUAUAA
This is a messenger RNA of Saccoglossus kowalevskii, 1047 nucleotides long. Its product is annotated as hydroxysteroid 11-beta-dehydrogenase 1-like protein-like. Lineage: Eukaryota; Metazoa; Hemichordata; Enteropneusta; Harrimaniidae. The record is from RefSeq and is a predicted model, not a curated record.